Sphaeramia orbicularis (orbiculate cardinalfish) is the source of this 4541-nucleotide messenger RNA. RefSeq lists its product as uncharacterized. The transcript is spliced from 4 exons. Bases 574 to 4056 code for a protein of 1160 amino acids. The record is from RefSeq and is a predicted model, not a curated record. Lineage: Eukaryota; Metazoa; Chordata; Actinopteri; Kurtiformes; Apogonidae.
GAUCAGGAUGCAUGGAUACUGGGACGGAGGAUAGUGGUAGAAAUUAGAGUGAGGGAGAGAGUGAGAAAGAGAAAGAAAGAGGAGGAGGAAGAGGUAAAAAGGCAAGCCAUAGUAGGACAUACAGUGUUGGAGGGCAGCAUAGUGUAGCAUACUGCUAUGUUGUUAUUAUGGAGUGGGCAUGGAACCAGAGGACCAAAACAAGAAGAGAGGGGAUACAGUGAUUACACAGCCUGGCUGUCUUCAGGAUCAAUAAAGGAUAGAUGAGUUCAGAAUCUGAGCAUUGGAAAACAGGUCUGGUUAAGUAGCCUUGCUUUGCAGAAUGGACUGCCUGCAGAACCCAGGAGUUUUAACUGCACCACAAAGGGAUAUAAGAUUUAUGAACAAAGUCACUCCAAACCUUAAGGGCUCAUAAGGACAAGGAAAAGAAAGAGGAAUACUCACUUCUGACAUCUGGAAUCAAGAUUGUAAGACAUCUUGCACAGACGGAUCAAACAAAUGCUCAGGCGGAUGUAAUGGUGUGGAAACGCUCCUGCUCUCUUGAAUAAUCACACUUUUGAGUCAAUCAGACAAGGGAUGGGGAGAAGAGCAGCCGACCUGACGACUCCGGUUCCAGUUUUAGGUGUCCCUGCCCUGGUUGGAGUGCGAGGUUGGAAAACAACGGGAGGAGACAGAACCGGAGGAGCCCUGCUGCAGGCGUGUGGCCUUCACUGCAGCGUUGGAAUUCAAACAUCCCCGGGGAUAAGCAGACCACCUACCCUGCAUUGUGCAAAGCUUACUGAUACACUCUCCACAGCAUCGGAUAACAUCACAAAAACACCUAGCAGCUAUUUUACCAAGGAAUCAGACUGUAAGGACAUACUACAGCUAAUGAAGACUGAUGGGGACAAAAGGGCUAUUUUAAAACAAAAAAGCGGAGAAUCUAAAAUCAAAAAGGAAGUCACUUUCAAAGCGCCUGCAGGUGAGGUCUCAAAGGAUGUGACCUGUAGUCAGAGGAACAGCAGUGGGACUUAUUGCUAUGCCAGAGCAAUCAAGACCAACACACACUUGGCAGGAAGUGCAGCCAAUGUCAGGCCCAAAUUAAAAUCUAUUGGUCGCUACACCAACGGCAGUGUGGUUGAUUCCGAGGCAAUUGGUGGCAUUAGUGUUGAUAACGAUGAAUCAGUGUCGGUAAAGGGCGCAGUCUCAUGUCGAAGAGACCAAAACAGACUGCAAGGUCAUUAUGCAGAGCAGCCCGGGAAGACACUGUCACUAUCUGCCGCCCGACCUGCCGGCGUUCAGCAAAAAAUAUGCAGCCAUUGCGGUGGGAGACAGUCUGUAGCUACACUAGUCGGAACGCUGGAAGGGAAAAGCCUUGCCACUCGUGCUUGCUCAGGAGAGAAACCCAUAAAUGUAGGGCUGAACUCAUUCACAAACUUAAAGGCGCCUCUUACAGAGAAAAACAGAGCCCUCAGGCCAAGCUGUCAUCAAAACUCCGAGACCGUAUCAAACAGGAGCACGAGUACUAAAGUUUCAGUCAACCAGCAAAUACUGUACCUCAACGAAGAUGCAAAAUCUAGGAACACUCCACACCCUGCAUGCCCGGUGCAUUCAGUCUGUAGGGGCAAUCUGAUCCAUUCAUUACCUACUCCUGCCACUAAUGACAUACUAUCCACACAAACAACAGCCAUUUUACAUUCAAAGACUAUCACUGUCACAAAGGCAACUAUAGAAACAAGACGAGGGGGUGGUUGUUUAAAGUCCCCAGAAAAAGAGUCACAGGACAAAAAAAUCCCCCGACCAACAAGUCUCCCACUGACUCCACUAAUGGCCACAGCUACCAAACCCCACAACCCACAUUUAAACACCUAUCCUGUGCACCUUAAAACAUCACAACAAAAUACUACACCGUACACUACACCACAAAGUGUGUGUGUAUCUGUACAUGCUAUACCUAAGACUCUAGCAAUUUCCAAUUCGCCAACGAAAGCAAAAACUGAAAUCGUUAAAAGCACGCUUUCGAAUGUUGUAGAGGCACCACACAAAACUAAACCCCAACAGUCAGCGUGUACAACACAUAUAAAAACAGCAACUGGCAUUUCCAAAGGGAUCGGUGUAUUUGACUCCAGUCAGAAAUCACAAACAAAUGCAACUAUGAAUUCACUUUACACUUCACUUGAUCCAGAUAAUAAACUCCAGGAAAAUACAUCUACAAAAGUUGAGGGAAAAUCAGCAACUUUUAUUGACACUGUACUGAACUCAUGCACAAAUACGUCACAUAAUACACCAUGCACUACAGGGAACUCAAAGAACACACCGUAUCGACAUGCUCAUGAUAAACAGCUUUCCACUAAAUCUGUGGCAACUCAAAGUCAUCAAAUUCAACCUGACUUUUCAUAUUUUGAAACUACAUCUCAUGUAUCUACAGCAUCUUUGAACACAACACCCAGUGAGUCUAAGUUCAGUGAUGGUCCUGCUGAGUUGUCGUCAUGUACAACCCUCAGCUCCACCCCAUCCUUAACUACAGCCUCUUCUUCUACAUUGACAGAAAGCCACAGUUAUACCUGUGUAUCAGGUACAACAUCAGUGCUUCAAUCCAGAGACGCAACGCAAUACAACAAAAUGCUGUGUUAUAAUGAGAUGAACCACACAAAUCAAACCUUAAACCUACACCCAACAGGAAUUAAUAAUCUUGCCAGUGAUGGAUCUGAUUUACAAGGCAACUCAUCAUCUUCAGACAUUUUAGAUGAGAUGCAAACUGUGCCAAAAAAUCACAAUCAAGUCAGUGACGCUUCAGAUACAUCACUGAACCGCAAUGAUGGCUGUAAGACAGAAGCUACUGAUCACCAUGCAGAUCCAUCCAGUUCCAGUUCCAUUAAUCUAUCAAAAAGUGAUAAACGCAAAUGUAAUGGUAAUCUAAUCAAUGAAUUAGUCAUGCAGCAGUCACAAGACCAUAAAAACUCAAGUUCCACACAGGUCACUGACCUUCAGAACUAUAUUUCCCUAAUUAAAUCAAACAGCUCUUGUCUGCAGGGUCGCAUAAACUCAACACAACAAAGGCUAGCACAUUAUGAAGGAUGCAUGGGAACAGAACAUGAGGGACACAGCGUUACAUGCCCACCAGUAAAAACAGUGGCAGAGAAAGAUUCAAAUACAGAACACUUUGCCUUGGGCGUAUCAACCAGGCAUGCAAAUAUUCAGCUUAAAUCCAAUGCAGAUGAACAGACACAUCCCAGUUGCUCAGAAACUUCUGUCACAGAGAAAAAAAUCUGUGAGCGCACGGGCACAGCAGUGAUAAAUACUUCUACACAUAUCAACCCCAACCGUGGCUCUUCCUUUCACCACAGCUCUGACUCAGAUGUAUCAUUGCUACCACAGGCACACACAGGUCCGGGUUUUUCUCUCACUGCACCAGUCCCUUCCUACAGCGAGGAACAGCUUUGUCUGCACUCUGGCCCUGAAUGCAAUUCCAUAUUGCCCUCAUCAACAAUACACUUGGCAUCCAUUCCCCGCCUCCAGCCCAGAGAGAAAGAGGGAACAGUCAGACCAGAUUCAAAGUUUAGCCCUGCUCCCCCUCAGGUGUACCCAGAGGACACCAGCUUGGCUCACUCCCACCCAGCUGAUGCAGCCCUGUUGCUGCCUCCUUCCCCACAGUGUUGCAAAUCAGCAGCGCUACAGCAGAGGCUGGAGACUGUGGAGGCCAGCCUAGCAGCCAACAAAGACAGGAUCACCACUCUGCUUAACAUUAUCCAUGACCUGGAGACGUGCCACACUCCCACCAGUGGUCAGCAAUGCAACAGAACUGGACAGGAUCUCAAAAACUGUUCAAUCUGCCAGAAGACUGCUUGUAUCGUUUACAGUGUGGAGUAUGACUUCAGACAGCAGGAAAGACGCUUCUUGGAGGUUCUGAAUCAUUCAACCACGGGCAAUAAUGCUUUCUCCAUGCACUCAUCCCAGACUCUCAACUUCAAACUGCUCAGAAAUGGCAUAAUUAAGAACUUGACUGUAUCAAAGGUGAAAAGCAAAAAACUGUGCAAAUCUCUCUUCAAAUGGCUGCCCAGGAAAACCCAGCAGGUCUAGACCUCACACCAAUACCCAUGUGUUGUUUAACAGCCAGUUGUCUGUGUACCAGUGACCAGCAGAAGCCUUUGCAGAGGAUUCUUAUUAUUCCCUUCCUACCGUAGAAUGAGAUUACUCUGAAUGAGGCUUUUACCCAGUAGAGUUCCACUCUCCUGCACAUUGUCAAAGCUCAAAAAAAGGAUUUUGUACUUAAAUUUGCCUCUGAUCUUUGUGACCUCCAGGUAGUAUCAUCCAUAUGGAAUCAUUUGUUUCACUUCUAAAUGCUAUUUUGAUGUCAAUGUGUCCAAUGAUAUCUAUGGCUGUACAUUUUAAUAGAAUUUUACAUAUGAGAUUCCAUUAAUUGCUCCCUUGCACUUCAGGCUUUAGUUGUUGUUCCCAUUCCUUAUCAACUGUCCCAUGCUUGUCCUAAUAUCAACUGUGUAAAAUAAGCUUUUGGAUGAAAUCAUUUUGAACUGCAAAAAAUAAAAUGGAUUUACUCACUGUGA